AUGACCGCGCGCGCAACCUUGCUCAAGACCAUGCUCCGGCGCUCCUUCAAGCGCGCCGUGUCGACGUCAUCGACAGAGUCGCAAGAGUCUGCACCAGCGACAGUGGCUACACUGAGCGUCACGGACGGCACGGUGGACCCCUUCUUUGAGCAUUUUGAUGAGCACUUUCCUCUCGACGAUGCGCGUCCCAGCCUCCUUGACGAAGACGACACGUUUGCGAGCUUGUUCGAGGUCUAG
Molecule: messenger RNA, 237 nt
Organism: Saprolegnia parasitica CBS 223.65
Lineage: Eukaryota; Oomycota; Saprolegniomycetes; Saprolegniales; Saprolegniaceae
Exons: 2
Coding region: 1-237 (78 amino acids)
Source: RefSeq, a predicted model, not a curated record